AUGUCAGUUAGCAUACUUGGCAGGACAAACAAAUACGCUUAUAAAAGGAGCAAUACGCAGCGUGUCGCAGAACGAAAAAAAAACAUCAGACACAAUCAAGCUCUACUUACUCAUAUAUCUUUUUCUUUCCAAAAAAACCAUUCUUCACCCAUCCAACACCGCCAACCCCCCACUUCCUUAUCCACCAUGAAACCUACCACCCUCCUCUUCCUGCUCGCUAGCACAUCAUCCGCCUGGAUUGUCAAAAACUGCAGAGGCAACCUCCAGCACAACUGGUCCGCCGGGCGCUGCUACAACUACGAUGUCGGAACGAGUCUCAUGUACCAGAGCAACAAUAAGUGCCAGAUUACGUUUUAUGAAAGCGAUGAUUUUACCGGUGUGGGGUGGGGGUCGAAGAGUCAGGAUAAGUGUCUUGGGUUGCCCGGGAAUGUGAGGAUUAGGGGGGUUAGGUGGGAUGAGUAG
Molecule: messenger RNA, 462 nt
Organism: Bipolaris zeicola 26-R-13
Lineage: Eukaryota; Fungi; Ascomycota; Dothideomycetes; Pleosporales; Pleosporaceae
Exons: 1
Coding region: 1-462 (153 amino acids)
Source: RefSeq, a predicted model, not a curated record